AAUAAUAAUAGUGGAUUGCGACUUGUUUGUAUCUUGUACUCUACUAAUCAGAGCCCCAUUCAUUCCCCCAUGUUCUCAAUCGCAAGGUUACGUAUGCCUCAUCAUCAUCAUCACUUUCCACACCUCCUACUUGCAUCCAUUUUCCAAGAUAUAACUCUUAAAGAUCAAUCAUCAAUGGGUGGUUUUGAUAUGGAAUCGUUAGUAGAUGCAACAGCAGGCGCUAUUGGAUCCCUCGCUAGCACCACCAUCUUAUACCCUUUAGAUACCUGCAAAACUAAGUAUCAAGCUGAAUUACGUACCCCCAAUCUCAGAAAAUACAGGAACCUAUCUGACGUUCUAUGGGAAGCGAUUUCGAAACGUCAGAUUCUUUCGUUGUUUCAAGGGUUAGGAACAAAGAACCUGCAAUCAUUUGUUUCAUCAUUCAUAUACUUUUAUGGGUAUAGCUUCUUUAGGAGGACGUAUAUCGAGAGGUCUGGAUACAAGUCUAUUGGUACCAAGGCUAACUUGCUUAUUGCUGCUGCUGCGGGCGCUUGUACCGUUGCCAUAACCCAGCCGUUGGAUACAGCUGCAUCAAGGAUGCAAACAAGUGACUUUGGCAAGUCCAAAGGGCUAUGGAAAACCCUUUCAGAGGAAACGUGGGGAGAAGCGUUUGAUGGUCUCGGCAUUUCAAUUUUGCUCACAAUAAAUCCAGCAAUUCAGUACACUGCAUUUGAUCAAUUGAAACAAAGACUAUUGGCGGGACAGAUUGGUAACCCGCAGUCACUUUCUGCCCUGAAUGCUUUUCUGUUAGGGGCAGUGUCAAAAUGUGCUGCUACCUGCUUGACAUACCCAGCUAUCAGAUGCAAGGUAAUGAUUCAGGCUGCAGAAUCAGAUGAAGAUAUCAACGAGGACCCAGAAGUAAGAUCAAGAAAAACAGUAUCCGGGGCACUCCAUGCUAUAUGGAACAAGGAAGGGUUCCUAGGAUUCUUCAAAGGUUUACGCGCCCAAAUCCUAAAAACCGUGCUAAGUUCAGCGUUGCUGUUGAUGAUCAAGGAAAAGAUCACAAAGAGUACGUGGGUACUGUUUCUGGGAAUAAGGAGAUUCUUGUUUUUAAGCAGAAGCAGGAUAAAAAGCUCUUGAAUGAGAUGGAAUGUCGAGUGUAAUUAAGACCAAAUGUAAUUAGUUAAAUAAGAUUAAUUAUUGUGUUAAUCUUUGUUGUUUCAAACAUAACGAUGCCUGAUUAGAUAUAUUGUUUAUGUGUUUGUUUUACUGCUA
This is a messenger RNA of Helianthus annuus (common sunflower), 1254 nucleotides long. Its product is annotated as peroxisomal adenine nucleotide carrier 1. The transcript is spliced from 5 exons. Gene Ontology annotation, molecular function: ADP transmembrane transporter activity; ATP transmembrane transporter activity. Gene Ontology annotation, biological process: ADP transport; fatty acid beta-oxidation; ATP transport. The record is from RefSeq and is a predicted model, not a curated record. NCBI's taxonomy places the organism in Eukaryota, Viridiplantae, Streptophyta, Magnoliopsida, Asterales, Asteraceae. Gene Ontology annotation, cellular component: peroxisomal membrane. Bases 70 to 1119 code for a protein of 349 amino acids.